AUGUUCAACCUGGUAUUCACGUGCAACGUGCCCUCUGUGCGGCUGUGGCAGCGACUUGGCUUCCAGCAAAUUGGGCUGCUGCCCAACGCUGGAAACAUGAAGGGCGUGGGCAUGUCUGACGCAAUCAUCUUCUACAAGGCAUUUGAGGAGGACGCCCAGACCUGA
Molecule: messenger RNA, 165 nt
Organism: Salpingoeca rosetta
Lineage: Eukaryota; Choanoflagellata; Craspedida; Salpingoecidae
Exons: 2
Coding region: 1-165 (54 amino acids)
Source: RefSeq, a predicted model, not a curated record